Messenger RNA from Ostrea edulis (European flat oyster), 2175 nucleotides. Its product is annotated as meiosis-specific with OB domain-containing protein-like. The transcript has 13 exons. Gene Ontology annotation, biological process: resolution of meiotic recombination intermediates. Gene Ontology annotation, molecular function: single-stranded DNA 3'-5' DNA exonuclease activity; single-stranded DNA binding. Lineage: Eukaryota; Metazoa; Mollusca; Bivalvia; Ostreida; Ostreidae. The record is from RefSeq and is a predicted model, not a curated record. The coding region runs from base 194 to 1771 and encodes 525 amino acids.
AUAUGUACAUAUCUACACUGGCGGCGCUUUCGAAGAUCUAAAUGUUGCUGUCAGAGCAUACGAAUGGAGAAUUAGAGGUUUUCUUCAAUCUUCUAUUAAUUUGCAGAAGUUUAUUGCAUUACAGCAUGCUGGAACAUAAUGCCAAAGCACGUGCCUUUGUUGUUAUUUGAUUGCACUGCAGACGACAACUGAAAUGGCAUGGUCAGGAUCCCAGUUCCAACAACUUAGCAAUUCACCGUCUGCUCAGAGAUGGGAUAAAUUACAAAAUCAACGCAAAUAUACAAGACUUUCGGAUGACGGUCAAGGAAAAUCGGUUCAAGGUCUUAACAGAUUGAAACAACAGCAAACCACAAAUGGAAACCAAGGGAGCAUUGUGAAAAUUCAGGAUGUCAACCAAGCUUCAUUAAAUAUCAGUGUUGUGGGAAUUAUAAUUGCAAAAGAAUCGCCAAAGUCUAUAAUCUCCAGAAAACACCCAGGUAAGGAGUGCCAUCUGCUGAGCCUUGUAUUAAGAGACUCUCCAAUGGGGUUUGUGUCUGUCACAUGCUGGGGAUCAGAACAGUUCAUAGCAGAAAUAGCCAACUGUUACCACACUGGGGAUAUAGUUCAGCUGUCCAACUUCCAAGUCUUACUGAAAGCAACAGAUGGAAGUGAGGAGAAAUACAGACCUUAUACACCACUGCCAUUUAGUUUCUCCAUGAGUGAGAACCAUUCCACCAUCACAACAUACACAGGCUACGAUGUGGAGGAGUACGAGUCCCUACUUCACCUUCCCACCAAAGCCAGCAAUGAUUACUACAGUCUGGAGGACAUUGUGGCCAAUGGGCAGGGGCUCAAUGGGGAACACAUUAACAUACUGGCCAUACUUAAAAAGGUAGGACAGGUGAAGGACAUCACAACAAAAACUGGCCGACAGACCAAGAGGUGUGAGCUUACUCUGAUGGAUGAGGGAUUGUCAGCCUUCCCAUUUGUCAUAUGGGAUAAAGAGGCUGCCUGCAUGGCUUCCACUUGGACACCAAUCAGUACAGUGUUGUUUGUGGCAGAUGUUCGAAUGUCCUUUGAUAACUACAGAUCCUGCCUGGUGGCUACAUCUGAUUCCAAAACAAUCUUUACAGUUAACCCAGAUACCCCAGAGGCUCACAGCCUGCACCAGUAUGCCCAGAGCUGUGACAUCACAGAGGAAUCAGUGGACAACACGACAACUGACCCCCCUUUGGAGAAAAUAACAGACAUGUUUACGGUGUCCGAGGUGAAGAAUGUGAUGUGUGACUUACAGAACCAGUGGAAGCCUACUGUGUAUGGUGUAACUUGUAUGUUCCUUUCCCAGUUCAAUGUAGACCAGGAGGAUUUCAAUUCCGUCAUCGCCUACAGAUGCAACAAGUGUAAGCAUUCCUUAACAGAGAAGAAUGGUUUCCUGUGUUCUAAUGUGGACUGUUGUAAUGGGACCCUGAACCUGUUUGACACUGCUGAGUCACUGACGUUUGAGCAGGCUGACAUCGAGUACAGGAUUCCCAUCUCCCUGUCUGAUCACACUGGAACACUGGAACAGUGUUAUUUGUAUGGUAGUGUGGCAGAACACUUCAUAGGGAUCAAGGUGGAAAAUUACUUUAAGUUGGAUCAGGAAAAGAAGACAAGGAUCAAGUGGAGGUUUCUUUUAGAAAGAUGCAAAAUCUAUUUUAAGGUUUACAGAAGUGGUAAAGAUGGAGGAAAGGCUUGUCUACAGAUAAUGUCUUGUUCACUGGCAGAUCCUGAGGAUAUCUACAAUCUCACAUAACUGCUUAUCAUCUUCUGCACAGUAUGUUGCAAUAACAGGAGUUCACGUUAAAUCUUGAAUGGAGGACAGGACCCACCAUUCAGCAUUUUUUUAAUGGCUUGAAAGCAUUGUUAUUCAGAACUUUUGUCAUUUUCAUCAACGAUUUAUGUAUUGAUGGAUAUUUUAAAUACUUUCUAGUCUGUUAAUGAACAUUUCUGUGAUAUUUUCUUGGUUUGAUAUUGCUCAGGUAGCAUUCAUACUGCAGUUCAAUGUGAUGAUUUUAUAAUACUGUAGGAACAGUAGUAUGUGUAUGAUUGGUCAAACAGAAAUGAUCUGUUGGGUGUUUUUCUUGUUAUAUAUUUUUACUGCAUUUAUCCAUACAAAUACAUACUAGUAAUUAUAAAAAUAAACAUCUUUACAAUUUG